UAUAAUACUAUUAAUAUGUCGCUGAAUAAUAUAAAUACAAACAACUUCUACGAAGAACCGAUUACGUUGUGGAAGACAAAGCAGCGCGUUCACUAUAGAGAUGACGUUGUGGUUCGUCCCAAAAACAGCCAAGUAUUUACGGACAGUUGCGAAUAUAUUACGACAAGGCAACCAAAAAAAUCGAUAUCCUCUUCACGUCUAACUCCUGCAACGCCUCCGCCUUCGCCUUCUCCGACUACGCCCGCGGAAUAUCAGCAACGUAAUCACAACGACAGCAAGUCGAUUAGUGCUACAUCGAAUUCAGUAAUACGAUACGCUCGUACUGCCUGCGAUCAUUGCGGCCAUCACAAUAUACCGAUAAUGUCACAUCCCAUAUCGCCGCUGGCUAAAUCGCAGACCAAUUUGGAGUUGGUAGAGCACGGUACGGUCGGUACGGCUCGUCAGGCCCUUUUGCCAUUACCGGCAGUUGGUAUACAUCGCAACGACUCGGCCUGUACACUUCAGGUGUCCCGUCGUCCAUCGAUUCUUCUCCAGGAGAUACUAACCCAGCGACCACCAGGCUUAGGACGCAAGGAUCCCAGUAAUUUCUUGCAUCAACGAAACUCCAACUCUACAAAAGCAGGAAAUCUCCACGGAACGGGAACGGUUACCGGCAGUACGGCGACUAUAAACUUCCAAAGCGGCUCCGGUAGUGCGCGAAACGGUUCCGCUGCUUACUACAGCGACAGCGGUGCGAAAAGCUUUCAAGCCAAACAACAAAAGGAAAAGAACCGACGAACGGGCAACGAUGCCAUUAGUUCUGCCUUAUCUGCGACUUAUUGCAAACUUUUGGUGCUGCUGGGUGUAUGCCUGCCCAUCACGGAAGUCAUAUCCGAUAAAAUCCCCACCUACGUUUAUCAGGGCUUCUAUGUGUACCUAUAUGCUGGUAGCAUAAUUUUUGUGAUAUUUCUAUAUAUAAGCGCAUUUCGUAACCGCUCGCUCUUCAAUGCACUUAAAGAUUUCCACGAAAAGAAUAGCAAUGUUCACCUGAAGCAUAAAGUUACCCACUUUGGGAGCUUUUAUCUGCGGGUCGGCGCCAUCGCCUUCGCCAUCGGUACAAUGGUAUAUUCAGGACUAGAGUUUGGUCAGUUCUUUGAGUUGAAUGGUCAUCCAGGAUGUCGGGACGUGUUUGUAGCGAUCACCCCAAUUUGUCGUAUGGUACUAUGCAUUGCCCAAGUGCAGUUCAUCUUCCUGAAUACCACCUAUAUGGAUAUGGCGCGUCACAAGGUCUUUUCGCGAUUUGGCCUAAUGCACAUGGUGGCCACAAACCUUUGUGAAUGGCUAUACGUAUUGGUCGAGGAGACAAAGCACGAAAUAUUUCACAUAAGCCACAACGACAUUAACCCUGCCCAAGAUCCAGUAUUACACAGCGGGCCAUAUGGUGGUCCUAACUGGCCAACUGUGAACGAAUCUAUUCACGGAUCACUGAACGGAUCAGUACACACUAGAUUGAAUAUCGGCAAUCAUUCCACUGGAGGAGUGCUUCACAAUAUACUGACGAAUAUUACAAUGCUAGUUGGUAAUACCACGAUGGUUCCGACUCUGGCUCCGAUUCCGAUUUCGACACCGACUCCAACAUUUGCAUCAUUUAGUGGUUGCUCGCGGACAACAAUUAUGGGGGCACUGGUCCAACAAUUGUCGCCGUUUCUCUUUCCGUGCACAAUCGAAUACUCAUUGAUAUGUGCGGUAAUACUAUUUGAGAUGUGGAAGACCGUGAAAUCAAUUCCGGACAUCGACAAGACACGUAAGAACUCGGUAAAGCCAGUUGCUCAGAAACCGGCUCAUCACUUCUCUGUCGACUGCUCCCAGUCACACAAGGGUCUCUUCUUUGGCAUUCUAAUCAUUGUUAUGACCAUCAUCUCGAUGAUUAUGUACUUUGUGCUGUACACGCAACCCGGCUACGAGCUCAGCGCAACUCAGGAAGUAACACUCUGGGAGACUGUCAUGUACUUCUUGUGCGCCUCAGCAGUAAUAACUGGCAUGAUCCUUAUGCGAGAUCUUAGGUACAUCAAGGAUACGAGUGAUGAGCAUCACUCAAUGGAUUUAGACAAUCUAUUACUGGUUGUGGCGCAGACAGGCGUUUAUUUGUACGGCAUGUUUAGCAUUCUUGGCAGCUAUUUUGCCAAGUGGGACACGGUACCCGAUCGAGUUGAGGGCAUCAUAGCCGAGGUAUUCGGAGUCGUACAGACCUCAUUGCAAACAAUGUUCAUAUUGCAUGCAAGUCAUCGGCGCUGCAAGGGAUCUAAGCAGGUCCGUCGAAAGCCCGGACGCGAAAUAAUCACAUUUCUGUUGGUCGCCAAUAUUGCCAUAUGGUUUGUCAACACUCUGAUCAAGGGACGAGCUGUAUUUCGUGAGACGCACCUUAUGUUCUUUGGCAUUUGGGGCUGGACAAUUAUCACACAUAUAUCAAUGCCUCUAGCAAUUUUUUAUCGCUUUCAUUCGACGAUAUGCCUGUUUGAGGUCUGGAAAAUUACAUACAAGGCCAAGUCCCAUUAACUAACUUGCAUUCACAUUUGUUUUUUUUUUUUUUAAAUAGCAUAUAUAUAUGAAUAAUGCUUAGAAGAGAUAAGUUAUUAUUUAAUAAGUAUAUGUAUUUUGUAUACCUUGUAUUCAACCCAAAGUAUGUGUAACGCUUCCAGUGUUAUUUGAUAGAGAUAAAGCUUUAUUUAUUUAAUUGAAUAAAAAGUCUGACCAAC
Drosophila innubila is the source of this 2735-nucleotide messenger RNA. Its product is annotated as proton channel OtopLc. The coding region runs from base 16 to 2535 and encodes 839 amino acids. The transcript has 6 exons. The record is from RefSeq and is a predicted model, not a curated record. Gene Ontology annotation, molecular function: proton channel activity. Gene Ontology annotation, cellular component: membrane. Gene Ontology annotation, biological process: proton transmembrane transport. NCBI's taxonomy places the organism in Eukaryota, Metazoa, Arthropoda, Insecta, Diptera, Drosophilidae.